This is a messenger RNA of Metarhizium robertsii ARSEF 23, 3627 nucleotides long. Its product is annotated as zinc finger domain-containing protein. Gene Ontology annotation, molecular function: DNA binding. The transcript has 3 exons. Gene Ontology annotation, biological process: regulation of DNA-templated transcription. NCBI's taxonomy places the organism in Eukaryota, Fungi, Ascomycota, Sordariomycetes, Hypocreales, Clavicipitaceae. Bases 1 to 3627 code for a protein of 1208 amino acids. The record is from RefSeq and is a predicted model, not a curated record.
AUGGCCUUCGUUGACGAGAUGGACGAGUUCGUCAAUUGGGACAAGGCUGGUGCCUGUGUGGGCACAGAAAGCUUCUCCCAAGAAGCGACCCUUGCUGGCAUGGAUGACGGCCUGGAUACAGAAAACAUUGGCCUCGUCUUGGCUAAUGUGAAUGAGGAUGACUUCAGUUUCCAUGCCUUGCAGCAUUUUUCACAAAACCCCAAUCCUCUUGGAGCUGACCUGCCCAUGGACGGUACACCCGCGUUAGACCUUGCCGAGCAUGUUACAAACCCGUGUGCGCACUGUGCCUCGGGAGGCUUUUCCUGCAAAAAGAUCCAGGAAGGUCGUUACAAGGGCUACUGUACGAGCUGUGUUGCUCUUCGGGUCGAGUGUAGCUUCGGAGGAGCCAUGUCUGAUGCAGUCGACAUCGACGCUCCUACUAGCGUUUUCCCGGCUAACCCAUGGCCCAUUAUGGGCAAUCAUCCGAAUACCAUCACGACCCAAGAGCUUUUCCCAGAUAUGGCGCAACCCAACUCUCUUCCUUCGUCAGCCUUGGACUUUCUCAACAGGUCGGCUACACCGGCCGAUGAGAGUGGUAAUUCCGGGGCCCCUCGAGCAGGGCCACCUCCCAAGAUUGGGGCUCGGUUCUCCAGGGAAUCUGUGAGAAUCUUGAAGAAUUGGCUGUCUACUCAUAAUCGACAUCCAUACCCCAGCGAUGAGGAGAAGGAGGCAUUGCAACGUCAGACGGGCUUGAAUAAGACUCAGAUCACCAACUGGCUGGCCAAUGCCCGGCGAAGAGGCAAGGUGCAACCGCCUCGUUCAACCUCACCUCAUGUUGGCAACUGGGCGGCAUCUAUCGACAUCCCUCAGAGACGCGGGACGCCAGCCCUGGAAGCUAUGAACCCUUUACAGCGUUGGGAGCAUUCACCUCCCGAACACGAACCAGCGUCUGUGACCGCCAUUGCAAGGGCUGUCACGGCUUCUUCGUCGUCGGCCUUGUCGUCGGGUCUUAACAGUCCCUAUAGCUUCAAUUAUACCGAUGACGGCUCAAGCAGGUCGCUUUGCAACCAGUCAUCGACUAGCAGUUUGGGUACAUCUCACUCCAGCAAUGGAUCUCGAGGAUCUGCAUACUCUCAUGGAUCACGCAAUUCUUGGGGAUCCUUUGGUUCGGCCCCAUUUAGUACCCGUGGACGCCGGAGACGGCGUAGGCGUGCAGCCCCCAAGACUACCAGUGACGGCACAAAUGGCCUGGCACCUCCCCUCAAGACUUUCCAGUGCACUUUCUGUACCGAAACAUUCAGAACAAAGCACGACUGGCAACGGCAUGAGAAGUCUUUGCACUUGUCGUUGGAGCGCUGGGUAUGCGCCCCGGACGGCCCUCGUGCAGUCAAUCCGGACUCUGGCAUUCUUUCCUGCGUCUUUUGCGGGCUCGAAAAUCCAGAUGAUGGCCACAUCGAAGCUCACAACCACUCAGCAUGCCAAGAGCGAACCCUUGAAGAACGAACAUUCUAUCGCAAAGAUCACCUGAACCAACAUUUGCGGUUGGUACACAACGUCAAGUUUAUGGACUGGGCUAUGAAGCAAUGGAAGGUGGCAACACCAGAGAUUCGGUCUCGGUGCGGUUUCUGCGGCAUCGUCAUGGAUACAUGGACCAUCCGAGUUGACCACUUGGCGGAACACUUCAAGACAGGUUACUCCAUGGCUGACUGGAAGGGUGACUGGGGUUUUGAUGUGCCUGUUCUUGAUAUGGUUGAGAACUCUAUUCCCCCGUAUCUGAUUCAUCAUGAACGCGUAUCUCCCCUGCCAUACGUAGCUUCUCACUCCCCGCCAGAAUCGCCGCGCAACGCCUACGACCUGAUCAAACUGGAACUGGCUUACUUCGGCGCCAAUCACUGGGAGCAACACCACGGAGCACCGAACGACGACGACAUGCGGCUGGAAGGAUGCCGUAUCAUUUUCGCUUCAGAAUUAUUGUCCCUGCAAGGUAUUGCGACACAGAAUUCGUGGCUUCGUGAUCUCAUCAUGUCCAACGCGGACAUCGCACAGAAGGCAAGGUUUGGUCCGUUACGUGGAGCCGCUGAAAGCAGACUUGCUUCCUUGAAGAUUAACGGCAAGGACAACUUAUUCGAGGAAUGUCCUAUGGAACGACAGCUGCAUUCCUUUGUCACUGCGAAGCGGCUGUUGGGGCUGACGGCUAUGGACGACGAGCUGCAGGAAGAAGCAUGUAAGAUUGUCGGUAGGGUGGAGGAAGUGUGCACCCAUCCGUCUGAGACGGUUGCCAAUUGGCUCCUACGCUUGAUUACCUCGUCGACUGAAUGGCUAGAACCGUUUAGACGUCGGGCCAAUUUGCCACGAAGUGAAGACGUCCAGCACCAAACCGUUCGGUCCAAGGACCCAAGAUCUAUCGACUCGACUAUCCACAGCCACUCUCGCUUGGAACGGGAGCUGGCAGAUUACCUCAGGCAGCAGCGGUCUAUUGGACAUGAGCCAACGAAUGAGGACCUGCAACGACAAGCUCGUAUUAUCAUCUACGAGUUCGAUGAUGGAUGGAAUCAAACAGCUGCCGACAGUAUUCACUGGCUUGAAUCAUUCAGAGAUCGACACCCUGAAGGGGGUUCCCCCAAUAACGCGCCUACCACGACGACAGACUCUUACCCUGCCACAACCACUGUAGCUAGUACCGGACCAACGUCGUGUCACAAAUCACCCAAGUCCACUGAGGAGCCCCCAAAUCAUUUGACCCAAAAUGACUUUCAACAUCUGCUCUCGAUUGAUAGGAACGGCAGGGCCAUGCCUUUCUUUCUGAAUGAUGCCAAUUGCUACCGGCGUCUAGCCAAGGAACUGAGACGUUGGGUUAAGUCGACCAUGUCUCCCAACAACCCCAAUCGGCACACCCCGACUGACGAUGAGCUGCAAUAUCAAGCACGAUGGAUUCUAUAUGAUGAUGAUGAUCCUUGGAACCAGACCGCUGCCGACAAUGCUGAAUGGCUUCAACGAUUCAAACGUGAUGUUGGCAUUGCUAAGGACCCAGGUCCAGGUCUACCAAAGGGCUACUCGUGGUCACUAUCGCAAGGCGGAUCGGGGUUUGCGCCACCAUAUGCCUAUCCCAAGGGCAGCGUUGAACCGUUCCUUGAAGACGUCGAAGUCAACAUGCGCGAUGGCGCCAAGGCGUUUAAGGCUGGACAUGACGCCGCAAACCAGUUUCUGGAAACGUUGCUAUCCGAAAAUAGCCGCCCGGCAAAUGUGUUCUGCUCUCGUGAGCUGGAGGCUGGGCUAGUGCAAUUUGUCAAGAAGAAUGUCACAGAUACUGGGCGCCUACCUACGGAUGCAGCCAUGCAGAUGCGUGCAAAGGACAUUGUCAACGCAAUAGAGACAGCGGCCGAUGACCCUGUCCUGCUAGAGAAGUUCAAAGCUUGGAUGAAGAAUCAACUGCCACACGCUCUACCCGCCGACGACGACCAGACGAGCCAGCAGCCUUCCUUGCUGCCAAUGAAUAUGGACAUGAAUAUUACCGACGCAGAGCUGGGCGAUAUAUUAAACGACAUGGACUUUGAUUUUGAUGUCAAUGCGUUGGAGACGGGUCUACAAGAACAAGAUGAAGAGUCGGGUGGGGUGAGCCUUUUCCAGGAACCAUCUGUCUACGAAUAA